CUUAAAACACAUAUUAGUUCCAGGGCUAGUUAUUUGUCCCCCGCAGAUUAUAAAGACAUUAUGCAAUAUCGUGAUAUGAAGUCCAAACCUGUAACUCAGCUAAGUAAAAAAUAUAAUAUAUCAAAUAGUCGCUUAUAUCAAAUUUGGAGAGGACAAGAGUUUAAUAGGAUUCAAUGGAAUGAUUUAGCAGUCACUCCAAGCAUGAAUAUUAUGAAUAAACAGAAUGAGGAGCGCCAAG
Funneliformis geosporum is the source of this 238-nucleotide messenger RNA. NCBI's taxonomy places the organism in Eukaryota, Fungi, Glomeromycota, Glomeromycetes, Glomerales, Glomeraceae. The record is from the annotation of a GenBank genome assembly.